This is a messenger RNA of Lathyrus oleraceus (garden pea), 1865 nucleotides long. RefSeq lists its product as uncharacterized. The record is from RefSeq and is a predicted model, not a curated record. NCBI's taxonomy places the organism in Eukaryota, Viridiplantae, Streptophyta, Magnoliopsida, Fabales, Fabaceae. The coding region runs from base 201 to 1601 and encodes 466 amino acids. The transcript has 4 exons.
UCUUUCCUCUUUCUCUUUCAACCGAAAGUUCCCGCUCCUUUUCGAACGGAAAAAAAAAACACCAAACCACACCCAAAAAAUCAAAAAGCUUCUUCAGCAAUCUUUGCACAACUCUUCUAAUUCUUCUUCUUCACAACCCUCACACUCUAUUCAAUUUCAUCUCCAAUGGAAGCUAACCCUAAUCACACCAAAACCUAACAAUGGAAUCUGAACGAAAACGAAGGUUCAGUCGCAGAAAUCCACUCUCCGAUUGCACCAACACAUCUCCUCCUUCUUUCUCUGUUCCCCUCAAAUCAACCAAACUCAAACCUUCUUCUUCGGCGUUCAAGAAAUCUUCCACCAAAUCCAGCUCUACUACCAAACUUGCUGCGAAUCUCGAUGCCGCAUCAAACCCUAGCUCUUUUGAACCGGCCUUUGUUUCAACGCCUUUGACCAAAUCAUCGUCAAUUCGUGGGAUUGUUGAUCGUGAGGCUUUUGCGCCUCUUUCAGUAGUCUAUGACCGAAGACAUUCUUCAAAUAAAAAAAAUGAUAAAGAGAAGGCAGUGGUUGUUCCUGCUAGAAGCGUUCCCAUCAAAAGGAAGGAUAGAGGGAAGGAAGUGGACAUUUCUACAAGUAGCACACCCAUGGAUAAAUUGAAGGAAGCGGUCAUUCCUUCAAGUAACGAGUCCAUUAAAAGGAGGGAUAAAGGGAAGGAAGUAGACAUUUCCACAAAGAGCACGCCCAUGGACAAAUGGAAGGAAGCUGUCAUUCCUUCAAGUAGCGCGUCCAUUAAAAGGUGGUAUAAAGGGAAGGAAGUGGACAUUCCUUCAAGUAGCACAUCCAUGGAUAUAUGGAAGGAAGCGGUCAUUCCUUCAAGUAGCGCGUCCAUUAUAAGGAAGGAUAAAGGGAAGGAAGUGGACAUUAAAAGGUGGUAUAAAGGGAAGGGAGUGGACGUUCCUUCGAGUAGCUCGUCCAUGGAUAAAUGGAAGGAAGCGGUCAUUCCUGCAAGUAGCUCAUCCAUCCCUGUAAGUAGCAUGCCUGUUAAAAGGAAGGUUAAAGGGAUGGAAGUGGAAGUUCCUUCUAGUAGCACGUCCAUAGAUAAAUGGAAGGAAGUUAUUCAUGCAAGUAGCGCACCUAUUAAAAGAAAGGAUAAAGGGAAUGAAGUGGACAUUCCUUCAAGUAGCACGUCCGUUGAUAAACGGAAGGAAGUGGUCAUUCUUGCAAGUAGCAUGUCCUUGGGUAAACGGAAGAAAAUGGUCAUUCCUGCAAGUAGCACGCCCGUGGAUAAACGGAAGGAAGUGGUCAUUCCUGCAAGUAGCACGUCCAUUACAAGAAAGUAUAAACGGAAGGAAGUGGACAUUCCUUCAAGUAGCAUGUCCAUUUCAAGUGUCGUCUCUAGUACUAGAAAGAAAAGUGAUGGGGUUGAAGUUGUGAGUCCACUCAAGGCCAAGGCAUUCUCAGUCCCUUGUAAAAAGAAGCACCGUGCCGGGUCAUCUAAACAGGAUGUUGUGUACACGGAUCCCAUCCUGCAAGAUUAUCUAAAGAAACAAAACGCUUACUUUAAAAUGAUAGAUGAAUUUGAACUGUUAGAAGAGGAGGUUGAAUCCCUUAGUGAUAGCUAGAAAAGUGGUAAGGUGAUUGAUGAAUUUGAAUUGUCAAAGGAAGAGCUUAUAUUUUUGAUAGCGAGGAAAGUGGCAGAGAUGUAAGUAUAGCAGCUUGGAGAUUUUUUUUAGCGGGAGGUUGUAUAGUUGUGAUAUUGUUGUAUUUUUCACAAUGAAUUACUUAUUAGCUUAGUCUCACAUCUCUGACAAAAUAAGUAAAUGUAAGUUCUUAAUAGUUAAUAGUUUUGGUAAUUGGAAAGUGAAGUGAAAUUUGGUUAACACUUA